AUGCGCCGUCAACCUGACAGCCGCCUACAAAGCGGCCACACGGGUGACGGUGACUAUGGUGAUACUAGCAGCUCCGACGGCAUUGCACGUUCGACCGGUUCCGGUGACUCCGACAGACAAGCUGCCACUCGCCCCGUCAUUAGAGCUCCAUCAAGCUUUAUUAGCCGAGUGAGUACUCCCGAUCAACCGUAUGCAAGUUCCAGGCAAGUCAGCUCGCCCUUUUCGCCAAGGACACCAGUCAGCGAACGCACAAUCUACGACGCGAACGGACAGUCCAUUCAUGAAACGUAUAAGUGGAGACCAAGCACGAACACCAGCCCAGCAAGAUCGCCUCCUCCUGUGUCUCCUGCAAUCCGCACCGGCAGCCCUCGUCCGCGUUCAAAUGCCCAAAAUGUCUCGAACAGACCUCAGACGCGCAGCAUUCCAGGACACUGGGCCAUGGGCCAGGAGUCUAAGGUAAAGAUACUGGGAAUCCCAAAGCAAUGCUGGACCAAGGAUGUCUAUUUCUCGAUGUCCAGAUUUGGCACUGUCGUCAGAGUCGACAUGGAGGUCUGUAGCCGGGAUAACAAUGCAUGGGUUGUGUACCAGCCUCCUUCCGAUAGUCUCCCAUCUCAGCUUCAAGUUGGCGGAAAGCUCGUACGGUGCGAAUUUCACCAACCUGCCAUAUACACUGUCCCUAGCCCGGUCGAUCCGGCAAUUCAGUACCAGGAGCUCAACAUACUCUUUGCCGACUCGAUCAGCUUCGGUGUGCAGAAUGGAGAGAAGAGCUUGGUGAACAUGCACGAAAUUCACGCCAUUGGUAAAGUGCAGAUAAAGCUAAAACUGAGACGAAAAGAGCUUGAAGUGCAGUUCCCAUUGAGAGUCGACGGACGAAACCAUAACUUUUCCUUUCUAUUGCCAAUCUCCCAGCUCUCACGCAUGUACAAAACAGACGAUGGCAAGUCAAUCUCAUCACUGAUCAUCCCCUUCGAUCGUCCACCUCGAUUUUUCGAUCAGAAGCAGCCGAAGAUGAACGAUGACAGCCUAUUUCCAACGAAAGAGCGUUCUUGGAAUAUCUGGAGUACGGUAUUCCGCGAAACCGACGUGGUCGGUGACCGCACAAGAGUAGAGUUGCAGAAGACAGCAUUGACGACCCACAAAGAGUUCUCCAUCAUUGACAUAGGCCGCUGGACAGCAUAUCGUCUGUCCUUCAAAAACACUGCACUCUCUGGUCCGAAGUUCGCAGAGUUUCGUAAAGCGCUCAGCGACUUCGGAGUCACAGUGGAGGACUGCGAGCAAUUCAACAUCAUUUCGAAGUGCCCAAACAAACUGACUGAGAUACUUGGAGAUGAACACAAAGGCUCGUACUCUCACCUCAUUCCUUCGCAGAAGCCUUCGUCUACACUCGACGAUCUUGCUCUCGAUCAGAUCUACCUGACGUUCCCCGUACGAUAUCAGCUCGAAGCCUGCCUGUCGAACAGUCUUCUCAAGGAGAGCGGCGUGACGCGCGAAUUCCUCCGGAAGCUCGAAUCAAUGAAUCCAUUUCAGGCCGCUCACAUCCUGGAGAAGGUGGUCGACAAGCAGAAAGUCUACUACGACCCGAUGGGAAUCUUUGAGAUACGUUCAAAGGUCACACGUCAGCGGCCAAUACCCAAACACUGUGUAAUGCAGCGAUCCGUCAACAUUACACCUACAAUGAUGCAUGUCGCAUCGCCCAUCAUGGAGAUCUCCAACAGAAUUACGCGACAAUACAUCGCUGAUACUGAUCGUUUCAUUCGUGUCAAGUUCUCCGACGAGAAGGGCGAAGGUGUUUUGAGGAAUAUGCCAGGCGGUAGAGCUGAUGCGCUUUUUGCUCGAGUGAAUCAUGCCAUGAAGAAUGGGAUCGUUGUCGCUGGCCGUUACUACGAGUUCCUUGCUUUCGGGAACUCCCAAUUUCGCGAACAUGGCGCAUACUUCUACGCCCCGACGUCUACUAAAUCGGCGCACGACAUCCGCUUGACUUUAGGAAGGUUCGAACAUAUCAAGACUAUCGCCAAAUACGGCGCUCGAUUGGGUCAAUGCUUUUCUACCACUCGCGCUAUGCAGAAUACCGUACACCUCGUCACCAUUCCUGACAUCGAGCGAAACGGCUAUACUUUCACCGAUGGCGUUGGCAAGCUGUCUCUCUUCCUGGCUAAGAUGGCUGCACAGGAUCUAGGCUUGCACAAUGCUUUCGACAAUCCGCCGUCCUUGUAUCAGUUUCGUUUAGGUGGCUGCAAAGGUGUGCUUGCAUUAGAUCCAACUAUCACCAGGAAUGAGGUUCGCAUUCGUCCAAGUCAAGACAAGUUUGAGGCUCCUUUUACGGGCAUGGAGAUCAUUCGUUGCUCAUCACUUGCCACGCCAUUCUUCAACCGACAGAUCAUUAUCGUUCUAUCAAAUCUUGGCGUGCCCGAUCAUGUCUUCAUCCGCAAGCAGCAACAGAUGGUCAAAGCAUACGAGCUGGCUAUGACAGACAAAACGGAAGCAUUAAACUGCCUUCUAAAACACAUCGACAUGAAUCAGACAACUCUGGCGAUGGCCAGCAUGGUCCUGGAUGGGUUCUUGGACAGCCGGGAACCCUUCAUGAUAUCCCUCCUUCACCUUUGGAGAGCCAAGACCAUCAAGGAGCUGAAAAAGAAGGCUCGCAUUGCCAUCGCUGAAGGUGCUUUCGUGCUUGGCUGUGUCGACGAAUCUGGUACGCUACAUGGUCACUACAACGAGCCUCAGUCCCGACCUGGUGCAUCCAGGAACGAGAAGCUGAAGACACUGCCACAGAUCUUCAUACAAAUUGAUGACACCAGCAAGAAGGGACACUACAAAGUGGUCGAGGGUAUAUGUAUCCUUGCUCGUAACCCGUCGCUACACCCUGGAGAUAUUCGCGUCGUUCGUGCCGUCAAUGUUCCGGCUUUACACCACCACAAAAACGUUGUGGUACUUCCCCAGACUGGCGAUCGAGAUCUCGCAAACAUGUGUUCAGGGGGAGACCUUGAUGGUGAUGAUUACAUGGUACUGUGGGAUCAAGAGCUUAUCCCCACGACCAUUAAUGUUCCUCCAAUGGACUAUACUCCAGAGAAGCCGCUCGAGAAGAUUGGACCAAUCGACAUUUCAGAUGUCAGUGACUUCUUCGUCUCGUACAUGCAGAACGAUUCACUAGGCCAAAUCGCUCACGCACACUUGGCACAAGCCGAUCAGCAACCUGGGGGAGUGUCCAGCCAUACUUGCAUAGAGCUUGCGAAGCUACAUUCUCAGGCAGUUGAUUACCCCAAGAGCGGCAUUCCAGCUGUCAUGGAUAGUGUUUUGAGACCCAAGAAAUGGCCACACUUUAUGGAGAAGCGGUACAAAGCCCCAAAACAAAUUUACCAUUCCGAGAACAUCUUGGGGAUGCUCUAUGACGAAGUACAACUUGUCGAUUUCAAACCCGUUUGGGAGCCUGGUUUUGAUCAGCGAAUCCUGGGUAACUUACAGAUCGAAGAGCCUUUGCUGCAAAAGGCUACGGAGAUCAAGGCAGAAUACGAUGAUGAUUUGAGGAGACUGAUGGCGAAGCACGGUGUUCAAACAGAGUUUGAAGCCUUCUCAGUGUUUGUGCUGUCUCACAACGACGAGUCUCGCGAUUACAAAUUCGCUGAAGAGUUUGGUCGGACCGUUGAGGUGCUAAAAGCAAAGUACCGAGAGGCUUGUCUCAAGGCAUCGGGAGCAACAGCCGUUACAGAUUGGGAAUGCUUAGGACCAUUCAUCGCCGCCAUGUACUCAGUGACUGCGGAAGAGACGGGCAAAGCAGUGAGAGAAUGCAACGAAACGAAGAUUGUUGGAGGCCAGCGAGUGCCUGUGCGAGAGAUGGCAGCAGAGACUAUGCCCUUCAUGUCAUUUCCGUGGCUGUUUCAUGCGCAACUCGGCAAGCUUGCAACAGGCAAAUCACAGCUAAACCUUGAGGGUAUCCCAGGAAACCGACCGCAGAAAAGUCGCACGAACUACAUCAAGGAGACGGAGGAGCUAGGUAUGGUGGAGACUGAUGGAAAUAUCACACGCUUUGGAGAGAUGCUGAACUUAGACUUCGGUAAGUUCCGGGCCAACAAGCAGCAGGAGGAAGAUGAAGGCGAGGCACAGGGCGAACGGAAUGGGCGCGGGAUAUCACAUGGCGGGUCGCCGCCUGCCGCACCGCUGCCAGCAUCGAGACUUUGA
Molecule: messenger RNA, 4176 nt
Organism: Boeremia exigua
Lineage: Eukaryota; Fungi; Ascomycota; Dothideomycetes; Pleosporales; Didymellaceae
Product: RNA dependent RNA polymerase-domain-containing protein
Exons: 3
Coding region: 1-4176 (1391 amino acids)
Biological process (GO): siRNA processing
Cellular component (GO): nuclear RNA-directed RNA polymerase complex
Molecular function (GO): RNA-directed RNA polymerase activity
Source: RefSeq, a predicted model, not a curated record